CUUAGUUUGUGGUGUCGUUUUUCUGUCAUGAAGGUUCAAACCUGCUAGAUAUACCCUCUUAAAUAUAGUAAUGAAUAAUAUAUUUUUUAAUAUUUCAACUGUAAAAAAGUAUUUGGAACGUUAAUUGCGAAAUUUAUGGGGGUGAUUUAAAAGUCGAUCCAAUUGUGUAAUUUCUUCUGCUUGUCUCCGCAUUUUGCUGCGAAAAUACGAAAGGGUUUUAGAUCGCGAAUUGUUGUGAAAAAAACCCUACCGCUUUAAUAGAAGGGUUUUAGCUCUUAUAAGUGUUUUUAUUACUCUUUAUAGUUUGCUUGUAUUGAAAUUGCAAUGGCGAGGGAUAGCUGCCUGGCUAGAGUGGCAACUGGUGCUGCAGUUGGAGGUGCUGUGGGUGGCGCUAUCGGUACUGUCUAUGGGACAUUUGAGGCAUUCAAAUACAAGAUUCCUGGAGCCAUGAAGAUUAGGUAUAUCGGGAAGACAACUCUUGGCUGUGCUGCAAUUUUUGGCCUUUUUCUAGGAUCUGGGAGUCUCCUACAUUGUGGUAAAUCAUAUUAAAUGUGAUAGAUGUUCGUAGCUUUGUGUGACACAUAACUGCAGCUAAAGUCAUGGCAUUCUAUUCUUUGCCUAUUUAAAUUUAUUUGUGUCUCAAGGAUUAGAAGUAAAUACAAAGGUGGAUUUUACUGUAUGUUCACCUAUAGGCUAUUUGAAGAGAAUAAGAAAUCUUUUGAUGUCGUACUGAUGCAGUUUUUCUUAUUUUGAUGGCUGGAGUUUGGCCAGUCAUUGUUAGUUCACCUAGAGUUUACAUGAAGAGAAUAAGGAAUCUUUUGAUAUUAUAAUGAUGUAGUUCUUCUUUAUUUUGAUGGCUCGAGUUUUGCCGGGCAAUGCAUCUGAAUGUCUGGAACAAAGACUGAUGUAUUUCAUGGGUAAUUUAAAGGAUUAAGUUACAGAUCA
Molecule: messenger RNA, 945 nt
Organism: Cryptomeria japonica (Japanese cedar)
Lineage: Eukaryota; Viridiplantae; Streptophyta; Pinopsida; Cupressales; Cupressaceae
Exons: 4
Coding region: 325-549 (74 amino acids)
Biological process (GO): protein import into mitochondrial matrix; protein insertion into mitochondrial inner membrane
Cellular component (GO): TIM23 mitochondrial import inner membrane translocase complex
Source: RefSeq, a predicted model, not a curated record